CAUUCUGACUUCGCACAGAGCCCUGGGAAUGAACAUCCGGGACAUUUUCACUUCCCUCAGACGAUAAAAUGGCGAUUGAGAAGAAAAAACUCAGCGAGCUUCGAGUCGUCGAUUUGAGGGAAGAACUUGAGAAAAGAGGCCUCGAAAAGGGAGGAACAAAGCCCGUACUGAUAGAGAGAUUAAAGAAGGCUAUCCAAGAUGAGGGAGGAGAUCCUAAUGAGAUUGAGGUUGAGGCUGGGGAGAAGCCUGCGUCAGCUAAGAAGGCAGCAGGAGCCAGAAGAACACCUGUCCGCCGCAUUAAGAAAGAAGAACAAGAAGCGAGCACAGAGCCGGCUGAAGAUGGAAUGGAGACGGAGGCGGCUGACGUUCCCGACAGCCUGUCACUGAAGGAUGAACCUAUGGAUGAUCUGGAUGUCCUUGACGAGGAAGACUCCAUAGAUCAGCAGGAGAUGGAUACGAUCGACGACCUUGGAGAGGACGACCUUGAGCCAGAGGAAACCUCCACUGUGAACGGGGAGGAUGAGGUCCCUCCAGAGGAGGUUCCUGCAGAUGCGGUUUCUAUGGAAACUGGCGACGCCCCGGAGACUGUUACCACGCCGACAGAUGGAGAGGAAGGGAAGGGGGAAGUUUCUGAAGAGAGUGCAGAGGUUCCGAGUUCUGAAACCGCUGACGUGGCGGCCGAAUCCACCGCAGCACCACCGGACACGGCAGCCGCAGGGGAAGGGCAGGUGCCAGAAGGCGCCACUGCACAGGACAGCCAGGAGGCCACAGAAACGGAGAUGGAUGCUGCGAGCCUGGUGGACAAGGUUCUAAACGAAACGGAAGAGACCGCGGACGAUGUCGCCCUGUCAGCAGAACAGGAAGAAGAACUUCUUACUGAGGAUGAGGUUGGAGAGGGCGAGGCAGAACCCCCCGCAGAGGAGAAAGACAAAGAAGGUAGCAACAACAAGAAAGCACCCAAGGAGGAGCCAGCCAAGCCUGCCGGGGCAAAGGUCAUCGCCCCGGGAGAUGCCCCCGUUCCGUUCCCCUUGACGACCAAGGACCUGCUUGAGAUGCACGCGCCGACGGCCUCCAAGGACGAAGAAGAGAACAUCUCGCUGGUGGUUCACGCCGACGACCAGAUGAUCGCUGACCUUGACGCCGACCUCCUGGACACGCCCAAGGACGCGGAGUCUUCUGUGGAAGGUGCUCCCGCUGCCGAGGAGUCAGGCAAGGAGCAGGAAAAGGUUGAAGAGACGACUAAGGAGGCUGCCGACCUCCCGGAAGGAGAGGGCGCCAAGAAGGAGGCUGAGGAGGGGAAAGGGAGCGAGGAAGGGAAGAAAGCUGCGGAGGCAGGUGGAGAGAAGAGCAAAGAAAACUCGGCCAAGAAAAGCCCGAGUGUUAGCGCGAGGACUCGGAGGUUGGUCUGCUUGUGCGCCAGUGGUAAAGAUGCAAAGGACACGAAAGCACCGCAGAACAAGGAUGAGAAGGCGCGCCACAGCAGCUCCAGCUCCAGCAGUAAGAACCUCUGGGUAAGCGGCCUCUCCUCAACAACUCGCGCCACCGACCUGAAGGCUGCCUUCAGCAAGUAUGGCAAGGUGGUGGGGGCAAAGGUGGUGACCAACGCACGCAGCCCAGGUGCCCGUUGUUACGGCUUUGUGACCAUGUCGUCCAGUGAAGAAGCUGCGCGAUGCAUCACCCACCUCCACCGUACUGAGCUGCACGGGCGAAUGAUCUCAGUGGAGAGGGCUAAGAACGACCCCUCCAGCUCCUCCAAGAAGCCUCCUGAGAAGAAGGAGCCAGAGAAAAGAGACCUCCGCUCCAGCUCCACCCGGAAACCAUCUGCCGACACCCGGAAACCAGCACCCAAGAAGGAGGACAAGGACAAGAAGGAGGCAGAGAAGAAGCCUGAAGACAAGAAAGAUGAGAAGGAGGAGAAGAAGGAUGAGGAGAAGCGCUCAUCGUCUCAGACCCGCCGCAGUACCGGGGACAAAGCUGCUCCAGCAGCAAAGGACAAAGAGGCUGGUGAGAAGGAAGGAACAGACAAGGACGGGAAGGAAGGAACUCGCACUGUUGUCAUGGACAAGAAGAAGGGGGAGCCUGUGGUAACAGUGAAAGACGGUAAACGGGACUCUAAGUCGAAGGAAAAGGAUGGCCAGCAGCCUCGCAAAGGCAGCAAGGAGAAGCAGGGGGAGAUCCUGUCGUUCGAUAAGAUCAAGGAGCAGCGAGAGCGUGAACGGCAGCGUCAGCGUGAACGAGAGCUGCGAGAAAUGGAGCGCCGCCGCGCUGACAGGGAGAGACGAGAGCGUGAGCGACAGAGGGAGAUCAUCCAGCGUGAGCGGGAGGAACGGGAGCGACUCCAGCGAGAGCGGGAGCGACUUCAGAGAGAGAGGGAGCGACUGGAGCGGGAGAAGCAGGAACGAGAGCGGUUGGAGAGGGAACGGAUGCGGAUUGAGCGUGAGCGUGCCCGUGAGCAGGAGAGGAUCGCUCGUGAGCGGGAGGAGACGCGGCGGCUCCAGCUUCAGCUUGAGGAGGAGCGCAGGCAGCUGAAGCGGGCGCUCGAGGCCCCUCGUGAGAGGGACUCUUACUGGAGCGAACCAAAGAGACAAUAUGAGGGUGACUUCCACCGUAACGCACCAGAAACAAACCGCUUUAAUGACUACGAUAACCGUGACCGUGGCCCAGGCUACACACGUGAUGUUGACCACCGUUCAGCUGCCCCUCCUCCUGACCCGUACGAACGCCGAGUCGAACGGUAUGAUCGCCGUGACAACACACAACGCAGAGACGACCAGCCCCCGUCCCGCUACAAUGACAACUCGCGAGAUGUCCCUCCGAGGCGAGAUGACCUGCCUCCUCCCCGCCGUGAUGAGCCAGCCCGGCGGGAUGAGCCUCGGCGAGACAUCCGUGACCGUGACAACCGCAGAACCCCAACCGUUCCCAGCCGCCGCACGCCACCGGGACCGCGGGAUAGAGGUGCCCGUCCUGACCGGGGUCACGCCCCUGAACCAGACCGGAUGCCACGCGGCACCCGGGUCCCACCUAGAGAGCGCCCAGCAGAACGCCCUGACCGGUCCCGCAGCCCACACCGCCGUAGCAGUCCCCGGCCGACCCGGGAAGAGUGGAAGUCAGAGAGGAGCCUACCGAGCGAGAGGCGUGACGGGCGAGCCCGUGUUGCGGGCAGUGCCGCCAUGCGAGGAGGUAUGGAUCCCAUCUCUAAAGGUAUGAGUAAUCCCACUAGCAGUAUGUCGUAUGGGGGAAGGGAGCCAGCUCCAGUAGGAAUGCAAAGUCACGACUCCCGUUUUCCCCUAGAUGAUCGCCGCCCCCGAGAGCCAGGCCCACCGCGAGACGACUGGGGUCCAGUCCCGUCUGACGACAGGAGCCGGGCAGCGGCACCACGAGCAUCAGCAUCCUCCUACAAUGACCGGCAGAUCUCGAGUGUGGGUGACAACCGGCCUGGGCUGUUAGGCAGUGCCCCAUCCCGAGGGGGUGACUCCCGCGACUGGAGCAGUGGGGACCGGAUGCGGAAGGCAGAGCCUCAGCGCCAGCCGGGGACGGAUGGACACGGCUGGCCGAUGGGCGGGCUGGAGAACCCGACAGUGAACCGGCUGGGGGAGCGGUGGCCGGGGUCCAUGGGGCAGCAGCAGGUGGAGUCCCGAGGUGGUGCGCGGGGAGUCCUGGCCGUCAGCGCGGGAACGAUGUCGCAGCACCAGCGGACAGCGGGAGGUUACAUCAGUGCCGCACCUCAGCACCAUGCACAGCCGCCCCCGGCAACCCAGCUCCUCAGCAGAGCGCCAGCCGUCGGAGGCUUUGGCGGGCCUGACAGGCACAAGCCUGCACAGGACAACAGGUUUGACCCCUACAGUAGGGCGCCACCAGCCCGCAGGUACUAGUACUGCAGGGUGUAGUGUAGAGAGGGAUGUUUUCAGUAGGUUUUUUUUUCACUUGCCUUAGUUGGAGUAAUAGUUUACACUUUAAUUUGAAAUUUUGAUCCUGAUAUGUGAGUACUUAAAUGAUGACUCAAAUAAAGAUAUUUUAAACAAUGUGAAACAUGAUCACCCAGUAUUCAAAAAUAGGCUUUGUACAAUGUACCAUUGAGGUUAGGAAAAUGAGGUGCGUUUUUCUUUUCCUUCCUUGCUUCCUUAUGUGGUUGGAGUAAAAAGUAAAAACAUCAAUCAUUUGUCAGACCUUUAUGUCUAUAGCUGCGUUAUUCCCAUGUUUUUGUCUACUUAGAAGUAGUUUCUGUUGAGACGUGGACCAAAAAAGUUGUGGAAAACGCUUACUUAUAUUUCCUUUCCUAGAGUCAGAAACAUAGUGACUUCUGUAAGUGCCAGUGUGUAAAGGGUAUCAACCUGUAAGUGGUUAGUGGUAUCAACUUGUCCGACUUUAUUAUUGUUGACCUUCAGGCAAUGCUGAGUUCUU
Molecule: messenger RNA, 4401 nt
Organism: Branchiostoma floridae (Florida lancelet)
Lineage: Eukaryota; Metazoa; Chordata; Leptocardii; Amphioxiformes; Branchiostomatidae
Product: scaffold attachment factor B2-like
Exons: 12
Coding region: 69-3872 (1267 amino acids)
Biological process (GO): regulation of transcription by RNA polymerase II; regulation of mRNA processing
Cellular component (GO): nucleus
Molecular function (GO): RNA binding; sequence-specific DNA binding
Source: RefSeq, a predicted model, not a curated record